Molecule: messenger RNA, 2712 nt
Organism: Myxocyprinus asiaticus (Chinese sucker)
Lineage: Eukaryota; Metazoa; Chordata; Actinopteri; Cypriniformes; Catostomidae
Gene: cnga2b
Product: cyclic nucleotide gated channel subunit alpha 2b
Exons: 5
Coding region: 1-2118 (705 amino acids)
Biological process (GO): monoatomic cation transmembrane transport
Cellular component (GO): intracellular cyclic nucleotide activated cation channel complex; plasma membrane
Molecular function (GO): protein-containing complex binding; intracellularly cAMP-activated cation channel activity; cGMP binding
Source: RefSeq, a predicted model, not a curated record
AUGAUGGGACAGGCCACAUCUGAGGGAUCUCCCUGCUCUCAUCGUCUCUCAGUAAAAACUCAAGAGGAUGAUCAGGACCGAGCAGAGAGUGUACUCAGUCGGUCUCAGUCUGUGUGUGAUGACACCUCCUCUGAGCUGCAGCGAGUAGCGGCACUGGAGCCUCAAGAUGGGCCAUCUAGAAACUCCUUUAGAGGCAGAGGAGCACUAUCCAGGUUGGUGAGUCUGGUGGUCACUCUGAGAGACUGGGCACACAGAAGUCUGAUAGAGGAGGAGGAGAGACCAGAUUCUUUCCUGGAGAGAUUCCGAGGACCCGAAGUACAAGCCCCACCCAGUCGAAUCAGCAACAACCAACCAGAUGCCAACGGCAACACUAAAGGAAAUAUAAAGAAGAAAUGGGAGACAUUUAUAAUUUCUUCCACUGAUGAUGUGUACUAUUACUGGCUGUUCUUCAUUGCUGCAGCUGUGCUAUAUAACUGGGUUCUGCUUGUAGCCAGGGCAUGUUUUGAUCAGCUGCAGACUGAGAAUCCCAUUGUCUGGCUGGUUUUGGACUAUAUAUGUGAUUUUAUCUACAUACUGGAUUCAUGUAUGCGGCUAAGGACAGGUUACCUGGAGCAAGGACUUCUGGUGAAGGACCUGGCGAAACUGAAGGACAGCUACAUUAAUACUUUUCAGUUCAAAAUGGACCUUAUCUCCAUCCUCCCCACUGACCUGGCCUACAUCAGCAUGGGCAUCAAUACACCGCAACUCCGCUUCAACCGUCUCCUGCGCUUCUCACGUAUGUUCGAGUUCUUUAACCGAACAGAGACAAGAACCAACUACCCAAACAUCUUCCGUAUCUGGAACUUGGUGCUUUACAUCCUGGUCAUUAUUCACUGGAAUGCCUGCAUCUACUAUGCCAUCUCGAAGUCUCUGGGCUUUGGGUCUGAUCAGUGGGUUUACCCCAACAUUACACUCCCAGAGUUCGGAGAUCUGAAACGGUGUUACGUGUACUGCUUCUACUGGUCCACACUGACGCUCACCACCAUUGGUGAAAUGCCACCACCUGUACGGGAUGAGGAGUAUGUGUUUGUGGUGUUUGACUUUCUUGUUGGAGUCCUAAUCUUUGCCACCAUCGUAGGUAAUGUGGGUUCCAUGAUUUCCAAUAUGAACGCCACACGGGCAGAGUUUCAGGCACGGAUCGAUGCUAUUAAACAUUACAUGCACUUCCGCAAGGUUAGCCGCAACCUUGAGACACGUGUAAUCAAAUGGUUUGACUACCUCUGGACUAAUCAGAAAGCAGUUGAUGAACAGGAAGUCUUAAAGAAUCUUCCUGACAAGCUACGUGCAGAAAUUGCUAUCAAUGUUCAUUUAUCCACUCUGAAGAAAGUUCGCAUCUUUCAGGAUUGUGAGGCUGGGCUGUUAGUUGAGCUAGUUUUAAAACUGCGCCCCCAGGUGUACAGUCCUGGCGACUACAUAUGUCGAAAAGGAGAUAUUGGAAAAGAGAUGUACAUAAUUAAAGAAGGAAAGUUAGCAGUUGUUGCUGAUGAUGGAGUGACACAGUUUGCUUUGCUAACAGCUGGAGGAUGUUUCGGGGAGAUUAGCAUUCUUAACAUUCAGGGCAGCAAAAUGGGAAACCGGCGAACGGCUAACAUUCGUAGUAUCGGCUACUCAGACCUUUUCUGCCUGUCAAAGGAUGACCUAAUGGAGGCUGUAACUGAAUACCCAGAUGCUCAGAAAGUUCUGGAAGAGCGUGGAAGGGAGAUUCUGAGGAAGCAGGGACUUCUGGAUGAAAGUGCUGCCGCACAGGGAGGGAUGCUUGUAAUGGAUACGGAUGAGAAGGUUGAACGUCUGGAGGGCUCAUUGGAUGUUCUACAGACACGUUUUGCCCGGUUGCUGGGAGAGUUCACGGCAACUCAAAGCAGACUGAAGCAGAGAAUUACAGCACUUGAGAGACAGCUGUGUCAUACAGGGCUUGGUCUUGUUUCAGAUCAAGAGACUGACUUUGAGAGUGAUGGGAACACAUCACGUGCCAACUCAACUGCACAGACACAUUCACAAAUGGACACUGAGAGGUCAACCAAUGUAGAUCCUCAACCUGAAAACCAGCACUCACCCAGGAACACCAGGAACCGGGACUAAACAAAGACUUGAUUUUAUAAAGUGCUUUAGAUCAUUAUUAGGCUGGGAGAUAGUAAUUAUCAAAUCUCAUUAUCGCUACACUAAGUGUCUCUGUGUGACAAAUGUAUCACAGAGGAAUACUUUAAAGCAGUGUUUCUCAACUGGAGGGUCGCAGGACUGUUCAUAAAGGGUCACGGACAGCAGGAAAAGAACAAUGCCAGGGUUCUUCCACUAUGGAAAAUGUUUUGGUGGCCACCCAAGUGAAAUUUCGGGCCACAAUGGCAAAUGUAAUCAUAUUCGUCUCGCGUUCGCUGCCUUAAGGCCUUUGCACACCAGAGGCGACGUGAUAAUGCAAAAUUAAUCGUCUUUUCACGUAGAAAAAGAGGCGACUGAUCACCAUUAACACAUUCAUGCCUUUACAAUAGGUGGCACUACUUGUCAAGCAAUUUUACCCUGGUACGGUAGGUGGUGCAAAGCACCUUUAAGUUGGUCUGCCAUUUGCCCCUAACGGUUGAGAAGAACUAUGUGACAAGUUUGCUAAACAACCAUGAAAUCGUAAUACAAAAGACUAGCAAGCAAUCGACAUAAUGAGCAGAUCGAAAAAAGAAAGCUGCA